AUGAUUCAUUUCAUUCUGCUAGUGAGUAGACAAGGAAAAGUGAGAUUAAUGAGGUGGUACGUGCCAACAACUGUUCAGGAUCAACAGAGGGAUGCGAAAGAGGUAUCUAAUCUUGUUCUCAAAAGAGGUCAGAAAUUGUGUAAUAUUGUGGAAUGGCGAGAACAGAAGAUUGUGUAUAGAAGAUACGCUUCAUUAUACUUCGUCUGCUCAAUCGAUCGAGAUGACAAUGAGCUCAUCGCGCUUGAGACUAUCCACCUCUACGUGGAAACGCUCGACAGAUAUUUUGGAAACGUGUGUGAACUUGAUGUUAUUUUCAACUUCCAUAAAGCGCAAUACAUUUUGGAUGAAGUUUUGGUCGCGGGAGAGUUGCAAGAAUCUUCAAAGCGCGCGGGAAAGCCGACGGGAAAACCAGAAACCCGAACUGUUAUCGAAGGCCAAGCUGUAAUCCAAGGCCAAGUCGAAAUACAGAAUCGACCACCUCGACUGAAGGUAGCAGCAAGCCAACAGCGCUUAUGCUCACUUCCGGGAGAUCUUGAACCGAGUUGGGGAGAUUGUUUGCCAAUUAACCCGAUCGUAGACCCAGAGAGAUGUUUGCUGGCGACGCGAACGGAGUUGUUGAAAACUAGUAGGGACUUUGUUGGAAAAGUAUGCAUGUCUGCUGUACUCGACAUGAUGCUUAUAGAAGUUGAUGAAGUUAUGCGAGACCUUGGAUGUCAACCGAUUGUCACUUUCGGGACCGCGUUAGGAGCUUGCAGGAACGGUACGCAUAUACCCCAUACGGACGACGUUGAUUUGGCAUAUGUGAGAGAAGAUGGAAGCGAAGACUGCUUGGGCGAGCGGUUCGUGGAGUUGUUAAUGUCUCGUGGACUAUAUGCAUUUACCGACGACCUCAUUCGGGUUUGCAUCGCACCUUUCCAUCCUCUGGCUGCGAAUCUUUAUGAUAUGCAUAACGCCACGCCUUGCAGCUCUGAACGGUCUUGUGGUUACGUUGAUAUUUAUCCGUUGGUACCAUACUACGGUGAUAAACCUUACCAUCGACCAGGGAAGUUGUACAGACAUGUGCCAUACGACGGGUAUCGGAUGAGUGAGGAACAAAUAUGGCCGCUACGGGAAGUGUCCAUAAAUGGCAGAAAAUUCGAUACUUUUGCAGAUGUGGAAGAUCUGCUUGAACGAAGCUACGCUGGUCUGACACUCAAUCCACAGGAGGAAGUGAUCUGCACUCUUCGAGCACUGUCUGGAAGUUGUCACGGCCAAGAAGAACGUCAAUGCCCAGUUGACAUUGUCAAAUCCAAGUCCGGCACGGCCGAGCUCCUCGCCGAGGAGCUCUCGAGAAAUCUCAAGAAUAACAUUUGA
Perkinsus marinus ATCC 50983 is the source of this 1353-nucleotide messenger RNA. Its product is annotated as clathrin coat assembly protein ap19, putative. The record is from RefSeq and is a predicted model, not a curated record. The transcript has 10 exons. Lineage: Eukaryota; Perkinsozoa; Perkinsida; Perkinsidae. Gene Ontology annotation, biological process: intracellular protein transport; vesicle-mediated transport. Gene Ontology annotation, molecular function: clathrin-cargo adaptor activity. The coding region runs from base 1 to 1353 and encodes 450 amino acids. Gene Ontology annotation, cellular component: intracellular membrane-bounded organelle; membrane coat; AP-1 adaptor complex.